Messenger RNA from Peromyscus eremicus (cactus mouse), 2625 nucleotides. It is a transcript of the gene Dact1, whose product is annotated as dishevelled binding antagonist of beta catenin 1. The transcript is spliced from 4 exons. Gene Ontology annotation, biological process: regulation of Wnt signaling pathway, planar cell polarity pathway; negative regulation of JNK cascade; negative regulation of canonical Wnt signaling pathway. Lineage: Eukaryota; Metazoa; Chordata; Mammalia; Rodentia; Cricetidae. Gene Ontology annotation, cellular component: cytoplasm. Bases 1 to 2577 code for a protein of 858 amino acids. The record is from RefSeq and is a predicted model, not a curated record.
AUGAAGCCCGACGCAGCGCGCGAGCCCGAGCCGCUGACCCCCGGCCGCGGCGCCGAGCCCGAGGGGCGCUGGCGGGAGAGGGGCGAGGCGGACACGGAGCGACAGCGCACCCGCGAGCGCCAGGAGGCCACGCUGGCGGGGCUGGCGGAGCUGGGCUACCUGCGGCAACGCCAGGAGCUGCUGGUGCGCGGCGCGCUGCGCUGCUCCGGGGCCGCGGGGACCGUGGCGCCGCGCGCCGGGGAGCUGCGGGGGGACGCGGCGCAGCGCAGCCGUCUGGAGGAGAAGUUCCUAGAGGAGAACAUCUUGCUGCUGCGGAGGCAGUUGAACUGCUUGAGGAGAAGAGAUGCCGGUUUGUUGAAUCAGUUGCAAGAACUUGACAAGCAGAUAAGUGACCUGAGACUCGAUGUUGAAAAGACGUCUGAAGAGCCGCUGGAGACAGACAGCCGGCCUAGCUCAGGGUUUUAUGAGCUGAGUGAUGGGGCUUCAGGAUCCCUUUCUAAUUCCUCUAACUCCGUGUUCAGCGAAUGUUUGUCCAGCUGCCAUUCCAGCACCUGCUUUUGCAACCCCUUGGAGGCAGCUUUGACGAUCUCAGACGGCUGCCCCAAAUCUGCAGAUCUCAUAGGAUGGUUGGAAUGUAAAGGCGGCCACUGUGAAGACCAGGCCUUAGGGGGAGUUUGCAGUUCCCCCUCCACACCACAAUUUAAUUCCCUUGAUGUCAUUGCAGAUGUGAAUCCUAAAUACCAGUGUGAUCUUGUGUCUAAAAACGGCAAUGAUGUGUAUCGAUAUCCCAGUCCACUUCAUGCUGUGGCUGUGCAGAGUCCAAUGUUUCUCCUUUGUCUGACGGGCAACCCUCUGAGGGAAGAGGAGGGGCUUGGGAACCAUGCCAGUGACAUUUGCGUCGGAUCUGAACUGAAUGCCAUCAAAACAGACAAUUCCUUGCCAUCUCCAAGCAGUUUGUGGCCGACUUCCCAUCCUUCAUCCAGUAAGAAAAUGGACGGCUACAUUCUGAGCCUGGUCCAGAAAAAGACACACCCCGUACGGACCAAUAAACCCAGAACCAGUGUGAACGCCGAUCCUUCCAAGGGGCUUUUGAGGAAUGCCAGUGUGUGUGUCAGGGCCCCCGGCGGUGUCCCACAGGGCAGUGGUGUGAACCUGAAGAAUACCAAACAGAUGUGUUUGCCCUCUGGGGGAAUGUCCUCUUUGGAAAACGGGCCAUUCUCCCCACCGAAGCAGAGGUCCAAAGACUCCAAGACGGAGCAGUUGGAAAGCAAGAGGUUGUUGGCUCUGCCGGAGGGCUGCUCCUCGGCAGGCGCUGCCGUGGAACCCCAAAGCAAGCAUCUGCCCAAACCCGCCAAGGCAGCCCCUCAAGAGCUCGCAAGGUGUCCGGCGGCGGCGGCGGCGGCGGCGGCGGCGGCGGCGGGGCUGGGGGAAUCCCUGAAGGAAAGCAACCAGGUCUCGGCGGUUUCUCCGAAAACAAGUCCCGCCAGGGGCCCCGCCGCCCCGGUGGAGAGCAAAGCCCCGCCGCAGCCCCAGAAAAAGAUGCCGCCCAAGAGCGGCCUGCAGGCCUUGCCCGCGGCGGACAGGCCGGCCCUGGACUUCAAAAGCGAGGGCUCGUCUCAGAGCCUCGAAGACGGGCCUCUGGUGAAAGCUCACUUCAUCCCGGGGCAGCAGCCGCAGCAGCAGCAGCAGCAGCUGCAGCAGCAACUGCAGCAGCAGCAGGCGGGCGCCAGGCCGCACCGCGCACACCGGAACCCGGCCGUCGCAAGGAGCGCCACCCUGAAGGCCCGCGGCCCCGCCGCCGCCCCGGAGCACGGCCUGCACACCGUGCGGGAGAAGACGCGGGCGGCGGGCAGGAAGUGCCGCUUCCCCGACGACUCGGAUACAAACCGGAGACUCAGGAAGGCCUCCUCCAAGGCCAGGCGCGGCGGCGGGACGCCCGACGCCGCCGGCCUUCCCGGCAGGCCCCUCGGCGGCGGCGGCGGCGGCGGUGCGGGCGGGCCUCGGGCGGGCGGCCGGGCGCACGCGCACGCGCACGCGCACGCGCACGGACGGGAGCCGGUGGUGGCCAAGCCGAAGCACAAGCGAACCGACUACCGGCGGUGGAAGUCGUCGGCCGAGGUCUCCUACGAGGAGGCCCUGCGGCGGGCGCGGCGGGCCCGGCGGGAGCACGCGGGCGCCUACCCGGUGGCCGUGGCGCUGCCCUACGCCAGCCCCUACGCCUACGUGGCCAGCGACUCCGAGUACUCGGCCGAGUGCGAGUCGCUCUUCCACUCCACGGUGGUGGACACGAGCGAGGACGAGCAGAGCAACUACACCACCAACUGCUUCGGCGACAGCGAGUCGAGCGUGAGCGAGGGCGAGUUCGUGGGCGAGAGCACCACCACCAGCGACUCCGAGGAGAGCGGGGGUUUGAUCUGGUCGCAGUUCGUCCAGACCCUCCCCCUGCAAACGGUCCCGGCCCCAGACCUGCACACCUGCCCCAGGAAAACCUUUGUCAAGAUCAAGGCCUCGCAUAACCUCAAGAAGAAGAUCCUCCGCUUCCGGUCUGGCUCCUUGAAACUGAUGACGACCGUCUGAGUAGCUGAUGGAGCGAGUGUCUUAUCCCCCCACCCCCCAAACCCCAAG